Messenger RNA from Caenorhabditis bovis, 624 nucleotides. The record is from the annotation of a GenBank genome assembly. NCBI's taxonomy places the organism in Eukaryota, Metazoa, Nematoda, Chromadorea, Rhabditida, Rhabditidae.
AUGAUGGGGUUAUUUGGCAAGAAAAAGGAUCCGAAGGAGCAGGUCCGUGAACUUCAACGAAAAAUGAGACAGGAAAUGAGGUCUCUUGAUCGUCAGAUCUAUUCAAUUCAGCGUGAGGAGCAAAAGGUAACCAAAGAAAUAAAAGAGGCUGCGAAGAAGGGAGAUAAAGAAACUUGCGUGAUUUUGGCGAAAUCUUUGGUUCAGUCAAGAAAAGCGGUUAGCAAAAUACACGUUAGCAAAGCUCAAAUCAACUCUGUUAUCAUGUGCAUGCAAGAGCAAUUAGCUACAAUGAGAAUGGCGGGAUCUCUACAGAAAUCUACAGAAGUCAUGAAAUCGAUGCAACAACUUGUUCGGGUGCCAGAAGUGAUGAAAACGAUGAGAGAAAUGUCAGCAGAGAUGAUGAAGCUUGGAAUCAUUGAAGAAAUGAUUGAAGAUACCCUUGAAAGUGUUGAAGCGCCAGAUCUCGAAGAGAGAGCUGAGGAGGAAGUUGAGAACAUCCUUUGGGAAGUGACGCAAGGCGAACUUGGCAAAGCACCGUUGGCGGUGAAGUCGAAUCUGAACGCUGGCGAGCGUGUCGCGAACGAUGUCGAUAUGGAGCAGCGGCUCGCUGAGCUCAGAGAUUGA